Messenger RNA from Plectropomus leopardus (leopard coralgrouper), 3304 nucleotides. RefSeq names its product FYN binding protein 1 b (gene fyb1b). The record is from RefSeq and is a predicted model, not a curated record. Gene Ontology annotation, cellular component: plasma membrane. Lineage: Eukaryota; Metazoa; Chordata; Actinopteri; Perciformes; Serranidae. Gene Ontology annotation, molecular function: protein binding. Gene Ontology annotation, biological process: T cell receptor signaling pathway; protein localization to plasma membrane; integrin-mediated signaling pathway.
GUCAGCGACAGAGCCAGAGUGUACAUCCCCCCACACACAAACACACAGACUCACACACUUAAUGCUUUGUCACACUCUCCGUUGUUCACUAUACCUCGGUGCCUAUCUCUCUUCGACAGAAACUCACACAGACACUGAACAAACACACUCUCCACCACUUUAUACAGCAGCCAUUUGGACGCAGCAGAGGCGCCUGGGAUUGCUGUCCUCAGUAUGGAAAACAAAACUGAUGUAAAGGCCAUGAUGGCUCGCUUUCAAACGAGUGGAGCGAGCACUGACGAGUCUCCCUCCACUACACCUGGACGCAUCAAACAACCUCUGCAACCUACCCUCUCCUCCGGCCCGACCAUAACGGCAAAGAAACCAGUUUUGGAGAGCCUCUCCGGCAGUGCGAUAAAUAUUCCUCCAAAACCAACAUUUCUGAAAAAUACAGUAUCAACUAAAAGUGACACAGAGGUACAUGAACCAAACAAAACUAAAGCCCUGGCUAACAGGUUUGGAAACACCCUGGAUGACACCAACACCAGCAACAAACCUUUUAAACAGCAGAAACCGCUGAAACCAGCUUUUUCACAGUCUCCCGAAGCUAAAAGCCCUCUACAGAAGCCCCCUCUCAACAAGCCCCCUCUGAGCUCCACCUUAUCCGACUCCAAACCUGCUUUACCUAAACCCUCUCCAGCGGCCACCUCUAAGCCCAGCUGGGUGAAAGAAGACAGUGGUGGGGGUUUUCAACAAAAACCGCGCAGCAGCUUUGUAAAAUUAAGGCAUCAAAAUGAAGAGAUGGCAGGCACCACCACAGACACUGCUAACAAACCUUCACCUUCAGCAAACACCACUUUUAAGCCCCCCUCAAACUUCAGGACUGCUCAGAAUAUCUUCAACAAGGAGUCAGAUAGUGACAUGAAAGCAGACGGAGUCAGCAAAUCAUUUCUCACUGGUACUAACUCUGUGGCUCCUCCAAAACCUCCAGCCAGUAAAAAACCAAGCUUCAGGAAGCCGCCGAAGCCUUCUCCUCAGAGCAGCAGCAAAAACAGCGACGCCACUUCAGGCCCCAAGCGCAACCCCCUCCCCAACAGUUUAGCUUUGGGCCCUCCUCCUGCCAAGCCCAACCGACCCCCCAAAGUCAACCUGGAGAGCUUUAAAAGAGGUGCUGUGGCCUCUGAUAAUGGUCCUGGGGCCUUGAAGAAACCGGUCGUCCCACCUCCUCUGGCCUCUCACCCCAGUAACCAUAGUAACAACAUGACCCCGACUCAACCUCCUCCGUCUGCAGUUCCUAAUCUGCCCCCACGACACCCUGGAACCAUGAUCCAGCAGGAUGAGACCUAUGAUGAUAUUGAUGAAUUUAACAACGCUCCUCCUCCUCUACCACCAUCUACAGGUCACCCGAGUCAGAGGGCAAAGGAAGAAAAUAAUGAUGAUGAUGAUGGAGAGAUGUAUGAGGAUCUUGAUGAAGUAUGGGAAGCGGCUGAACAAAAACAAGAGAAGAAGAGAGAGAGAGAAGAAAAAGAGGAGAAAAAACGUCUGGAGGCUGAGAAGAAGGAGCAGAAGGAACGUGAGAAAAAGGAACAAGAUACCAGAAAGAGAUUCAAAUUGGUUGGCCCCCUGGAGGUCAUCCACCAAGGGAAGGCUCGUGUGGAUUGCAAAGGCAGCAAGACUGACCUUGCUCUGAAGCAGGGAGACUGCCUGGACAUCAUCCGUGUUCAGGGCAAUCCAGAGGGGAAAUGGUUGGGACGGACGUCAGAUGGAUCCAUCGGCUAUGUGAAGACCACUUCAGUGGAAAUUGACUUCAACACUCUGAAGAAGCAUCAGGCUCAGCAGGCGUACGACCCCGAGGUAUAUGAUGACAUCGAUGUGGCCUCUUCUGAUAACAGUGGGAUCAAAGGACCGGGAGUUGUCCUACCUCCACUACCAGGAGACGGAGAAAUAUACGACGAUGUCGUUGACCCAAACCUGGAAGUCAGUCCUGUGGACUCCAGGUCUUCUCCUACAAAGCCUCGUGGCUUCCUGUGGAUGUUUGACCGGAACAGACGUCCUGUCAGCACUAAAGUAGUGCCUCCACCCAGCCAGUUCACUGCAGAGGGGAAUUCAGACCCACCUGGAGCAAUCGAUGAGGACAUAUACGAUGAUGUUGACUCUCAAAAUGUGCCUCCUCUUCCUCCCAUCAGCAGCCUUCCACACCUGAAAGGUAAAAGCAAGACUGAAGAGAUAGACCCAAAGAAACAGAAAAAGUUCGAGAAAGAGGAGAAGGAGUUCAGGAAAAAGUUUAAGUAUGACGGAGAGAUACAGGUGCUGUACCAGGUGACCAUCGCCCCGACGCUCACCAAUAAGAAGUGGGGUGUGAAGGAGCUUUCAGUCAAAGCAGGAGAGAAACUUGACGUCGUUGUUAAAGCCGUGGAUAACAAACUGAUCUGUCGGAACGAGGAGGGCAAGUUUGGUUAUGUUUCGACCAGCCACAUUGUGACAGACGAUGGUGAUAUCUAUGACGAUAUUGGGGAUGAUUGCAUCUAUGACAACGAUUAGAAACAUCCUGCGCUGGGUUUAUUGUUUUACACUGAUACUGUUCACGUUAUUUAUUGUUAUUUGAUGAUAUACAUUGGGAGCUGCUUUCGGUUAGCCUGAUAACUAUUUAAUUUACCCUUAAUAUUUAUUAAUCAGCAUUUAAAUGGCUGUUUUAAUUGGACAUGUGAGUGAAGAUUUAGAGAUCUGGAAUCUGGCUAGUUUUAAUUUCUUUGAACAAUAUUAUCCUUUUUAACUUUGUUUCUUCAAAAUAAUUCAAUAGGGUUUUGUUUAAUUACAUUUCAGCAAACUGGAAAAAAAUUACUUAAAACAGCAGUAUUUGCAUAACUCAGGCUUGAGCCAUUACUUGUUAUUUUGUCUGUAAUUAAUGUCCUUGCUAUGGUACUGUAUGUGUAUUACGUUGUCAUCUGUAAGGCCAAAUGAAAUGUUAAAAGCUCCAAAACUAACUCUGGCAUCUUUGACUCAAGUUUUUAACAUGUAGACUAAACAACUGUUUCAGUGCCAAAGCUCCUCUACAGUCCUGUACUUAAAAUUACAAAACAUAUGGAUACAAUUAUGACUUUUCUCUGCCUUAUUUAUCUUAUUUUGCCGUUGAUAAAACAAAACCAUAUUUUUUAUUAUUUUUAUCAUUUAAAACUAUAUUUUCCUGUUUUUUAUCUGUUUUUCUUUUCUUAUUUUCUUUUUAUAUUUAGUGUUUAAUUCCUGUACAUUGAGAGCAAAGCUAACUGAAGUCAAUUUCCUUGUCUGUGGAAGCAUACUUGGCCAAUAAAGCUAAAUCUGAUUCUGA